AUGUUCCGGGUAGCACGGUUUCCGUUUUGUCCGGGGAAUGUUGAUAGUGGGACACCAUCUGCAUUUGUGCAGAAACUAGCUGUCUCAUAUACAUGUUUACUUAUUUCAAGCGUUUUAUCCACAGAAGUACACUAACUAACAUAAAUGAGUUGUAAAGGAGACUCAAAUGACUCUCCUUCCAAACGCAAAGUUGUGUAUGUCUAUAGUCCUCAAUACACCGAGACAUGCGACUCGCUAUCAAAAGUCCCCAACCGGGCAAGUAUGGUGCAUUCACUCAUAGAAGCUUAUGGUUUACUUCAACACAUGAGUGUUGUGAAGCCCCGUGUUGCGACCAUUGAGGAGAUGGCCAAGUUCCACACAGACGCCUACCUGGAGCAUCUCCACAAAAUCAGCCAGGAUGGAGACAAUGAUGACCCCCAGUCUGGGGACUUUGGCCUGGGUUAUGACUGCCCGGUGGUGGAGGGUAUCUAUGACUAUGCUGCAGCGGUCGGUGGUGCCACCCUGACUGCUGCCCAGUGCCUGCUGGAUAAGAGGGGUGAGGUGGCGAUCAACUGGGCAGGAGGCUGGCACCACGCCAAGAAGGAUGAGGCAUCAGGCUUCUGUUAUGUGAAUGAUGCUGUGCUGGGGAUUCUCAAGCUGAGAGAGAAAUAUGAGAGAGUUCUUUAUGUGGAUGUGGACCUUCAUCAUGGAGAUGGUGUGGAAGAUGCCUUCAGUUUUACCUCCAAAGUGAUGACUGUGUCUCUGCACAAGUUCUCCCCCGGAUUCUUCCCAGGUACAGGGGACCUGUGUGACACAGGGAUGGGCAAAGGAAGAUGGUACGCUGUCAACGUCCCUCUGGAUGAUGGCAUCAAAGACGACAGAUAUUUCCACGUCUUCACCAGUGUGAUGCAGGAAGUGCAGGCGUUGUUUAACCCGGAAGCAGUAGUGAUGCAGCUGGGAGCUGACACCAUGGCCGGGGACCCCAUGUGCUCCUUCAACAUGACCCCUGUAGGGGUGGCCCAGUGUCUUUGCCACGUACUAGACUGGCACCUACCCACACUGCUGUUGGGAGGAGGUGGGUAUAACCUAGCCAACACGGCCCGUUGUUGGACCUACCUGACUGGGGCCGUACUGAGACAAACACUGGCCUCUGAGAUACCUGACCAUGAGUUCUUCACAGAGUACGGUCCCGAUUACUCUCUGGAGAUCAGUCCCAGCUGUCGACCGGACCGCAAUGAGACCAAACAGCUGGACAAGGUCAUCUCAACCAUCAAAGGGAAUUUGAAGAAUGUGGUUUAAGAGCAGAGUCUCAUGUUUCCAAUCAGGGCCUCCUGGGGUAAUGAACACACACCAGGCUGAUGAAGACCGUAUGUUGGAGCUCCAUCCUUUGCCAACGGGGAGGAGAGGGAGAUGUUGGGGGGGGAGCAGGAAAAUUGUG
Molecule: messenger RNA, 1417 nt
Organism: Oncorhynchus tshawytscha (Chinook salmon)
Lineage: Eukaryota; Metazoa; Chordata; Actinopteri; Salmoniformes; Salmonidae
Gene: hdac8
Product: histone deacetylase 8
Exons: 11
Coding region: 145-1278 (377 amino acids)
Molecular function (GO): histone deacetylase activity
Source: RefSeq, a predicted model, not a curated record